This is a messenger RNA of Ochotona curzoniae (black-lipped pika), 5025 nucleotides long. RefSeq names its product SMCR8-C9orf72 complex subunit (gene SMCR8). Lineage: Eukaryota; Metazoa; Chordata; Mammalia; Lagomorpha; Ochotonidae. Gene Ontology annotation, cellular component: guanyl-nucleotide exchange factor complex. The transcript is spliced from 2 exons. Gene Ontology annotation, molecular function: GTPase activator activity. The record is from RefSeq and is a predicted model, not a curated record. The coding region runs from base 374 to 3241 and encodes 955 amino acids.
UCCGUGGGUUGCAGCGCGUCGGGAGAACCGCGGCGGUUUCUGCGCUCGGAGCGUCGGGGGCCACGACGCCUGCCUUGUCCCCGCUGCGGCCCGGAGCCCGCGUUAGGCACUCGUUCCGCCCCGGGGCGAGGGCCGAGGGGGCCGGCUUCGGAGGAGGAGUGCGCGUGACCUCACUGCAGGUGCCUUGCGCUCGGCGGAGGAGGCGGGCGGCCGGCCUCCCUGGUCCUGGGAGGGUGUUCCUCCGGGGCAGCCGCACCUCCGAGGGGCCCUCUGAGGGAGCUGUGGCCCUCCUAACCUUCCAGGAGCCUCCAGAGGCUUUGGCUUCGGCGUGUCGUUUUAACCCUCUCCAUGUGCUCCCCAUCCAUUGGAAAAUAUGAUCAGCGCCCCUGACGUGGUGGCCUACACCAAAGAGGACGGGUACGAGGAAGAGCCUUACCAUGAGCCGGCCCUGCCCGAGGAGUACUCCGUGCCGCUGUAUCCCUUUGCCAGCCAGGAAGCCCAUCCCUGGUCCAAGCUGUCCGGGGCCAAGUUCUCGAGGGACUUCAUCCUGAUUUCCGAGUUCUCGGAACAGGUGGGCCCCCAGCCCUUGCUGACCAUCCCCAAUGACGCCAGGGUCUUUGGCACUUUCGACCUUAAUUACUUCUCGCUGCGCAUCAUGUCUGUGGACUACCAGGCUUCCUUCGUGGGCCACCCUCCGGGCUCCGCCUACCCCAAGCUCAACUUCGUGGAGGACUCCAAGGUGGUGCUGGGGGACUCCAAAGAGGGAGCCUUCGCCUACGUGCAUCACCUCACCCUGUACGACCUGGAGGCCCGCGGCUUCGUGAGGCCCUUCUGCAUGGCUUACAUCUCUGCCGACCAGCACAAGAUCAUGCAGCAGUUCCAGGAGCUGUCCGCCGAAUUUUCCAGAGCCUCCGAGUGCCUGAAGACGGGCAACAGGAAGGCCUUUGCCACGGAGCUCGAGAAGAAGCUGAGGGACCUGGAUUACACUCGCACGGUGCUGCACACGGAGACGGAGAUCCAGAAGAAGGCCAACGACAGAGGCUUUUACUCGUCUCAGGCCAUCGAGAAGGCCAAUGAGCUGGCCAGCGUGGAGAAGUCCAUCAUCGAGCAUCAGGACCUGCUGCGGCAGAUCCGCUCCUACCCUCACCGCAAGCUGAAGGGGACCGGGGCGAGCGCUCCGGGUGAGACGGAACGCGGCCAGGAUGAGGCCGAGCAGCACGCCACCGCUGCUCCUCACACCCACGUCGAUGCGGAUGCUGACACCCAGCCGGCGGCCGACCCGGAACUCUAUGCCUGUAGACCCGCCUACACCCCGAAGCUCAUCAAGGCCAAGUCCACCAAGUGUUUUGACAAGAAGCUGAAGACGCUGGAGGAGCUGUGUGACACCGAGUACUUCACCCAGACCCUGGCUCAGCUCAGCCACAUCGAGCACAUGUUCCGGGGCGACCUGUGUUACCUGCUGACCAGCCAGAUCGACAGAGCACUUCUCCGGCAACAGCACGUGACCAGCUUCCUCUUCGAGGACCUGGUGGAGGUUUCUGACAAGGUGCUGGAAAAGCAGGAGAGCCUGCCCUCUCAGACCAGCCAAGACCGACCACCUGCCCGGGCUCCGGAAGAAUGCCGCGUGCCCCAAGUAUUGGUCAGCGCCAGCUCUUACAAGUCUAGCGUGGAGGCAGUGCCCAUCAGGAUGGAACAGGACCUAGGAGAUGAGGAGGACAAGGAGGCCGAGGCGCCGGAAUCGGGCAGCUUCGACCGGCAGGAGCACCUGGACUACCUGGACAUGGACAUGAAGGGUAGCAUUAGCAGCGGGGAGAGCAUCGAGGUGCUGGGCACCGAGAGGUCCGCCUGCCUGCUCUCCAAGUCCGACAGCCAGGCCAGCCUCACGGUGCCGCUGAGCCCCCAGGUGGUCCGCAGCAAAGCCGUCAGCCACCGGACCAUUAGCGAGGACAGCAUCGAGGUGCUGGGCACCUGCCCCUCGGAGGCCCUCAUCCCAGAUGACUUCAAGGCCAGCUACCCAAGUGCCAUUAAUGAGGAAGAAACCUGUGCGGACAGCGAGGGAGCCAUCCACUUCCAGGCUGGCCCCAGCCCGUCAGAGCUGGCUGAGGCUGGGGAGGAGGAUGACGAGGAGGGUGUGAGGCGCGGUUUGGACCAGACCCCAUCACACAUAGAUGCAUCUUGCUGUAUCGGCAAGGAGAGCAGCGCUCAGCUGCCGCCCCUCCCUGCUGUGGCUCACUCGCUCUCUGACGAGGACGGGGUGGUGAGCGUCUGCCCGCAGCCACUGCGGCACAUGGAGCAGGCGUGCCACAUGGACCUGGCCACGGAGAACGCCAGCCCAUCCCUCCGAGACAACAGCUCUGAAGGGUUUCCUGUGUACGAGUUGGACCCAAACCACCUGCUGGCCAGCCGGGAUACCAGUAAGAACAGCCUGGACAGCUGCUCGGACACCCACAGCUACGUGGGCAGCAUUGCCUCCACCAGCUCUGACAGGACCCCCACCUCUGCUCAGCCCCCUGGCCCGUCUUCCGAGAGGCAUAAAAAGAAGGCUGGUCAGAAUGCCUUAAAGUUCAUCCGCCAGUACCCCUUUGCCCACCCGGCCAUCUACUCCCUGCUCAGCGGGAGGACGCUGGUGGUCCUCGGGGAGGACGAGGCCAUUGUCAGGAAGUUGGUGACCGCGCUGUCCAUCUUCGUCCCCAACUACAGCCGCCACGCCAAGCCCGUGAAGCACUGGGUCGCCCCACCUCUGCACAUCACAGAUUUUCAGAAGUGGAAGCUCAUUGGCUUGCAGAGGCUGGCCUCUCCUGCCGGUGCUGGGACCUUGCACGCCCUGAGCCGCUACAGCCGUUACACAAGCAUCCUGGACCUGGACAAUAAAACCCUGCGCUGCCCACUCUACAGAGGUGCCCUGGUGCCCCGCCUAGCUGACCACCGCACGCAGAUCAAGCGGGGCAGCACCUACGCCCUGCACGUCCAGAGCGUGCUCACGCAGCUCUGUGCCAAGGCCUUCCUCUACACCUUCUGCCACCACCUGCACUUGCCCGCCCACGACCAAGAGACAGAGGAGCUGGUUGCCAGCCGCCGGGCCAACUUCCUGAGGCUGAACCUGGGCCUGGUGAAUGAAGACGUCAGGGUGGUCCAGUACCUGGCCGAGCUGCUGCGGCUGCACUACCUGCAGGAGUGCCCCGGGAACAGCCCCCCCAGGCUCAGGUCCGACUACGUCCCCAGUUUCCUGUACAAAAUCUGAGAAGGCACCCAGCUGACCAGGCCUCUGUAACUGGGGAGGGGAUUCGAGGACUGGCCCGAACUGAACGAUCCCGCCUGCUGGUGUCGUCCUUGGUUGGCUGGUGUGGCAUGUGGGACUGGGGCAGAGGCGGGGGUGUAGCUGCCUCUGAAACACCUGGGAGGACCGUGGUAGCUGCUCUGGGCUCCUGGGCAGGAGGUGGCCCCUGGCAUGGGGACAGGGGUGGUUGGAACUUGGCCUUUCCAGAACUGACAGCCCCCUGGGGUAGGGGGAGCCAAAGCCAGAUGGCUGGAGCAUGCUGGUCACAUCCAACCCUUAGAGGAUGCUGUGACAAAACCAGCCAGGGAGGCAGUGAAAAACAGGCAGGACAUCCCAUACCCCAUGCAGAUCGUCCAUGGCCACACGAUAGCCCCAACGGUCCAUCACCCCUCUGCCCCCUCCCCACACCAGGCCCAGCCUGACUUCUUCCCAGGCUCUCUAAAGUCACUCUCCCUGGUGGGUUCCGGGUUCACACAGGAGGCGGGCAGCAAAGGCCCAGCGAGUGAAGAGAAAGGCCUUCUGGUCUGGGAGCCGGGGAUGCGGCAGAUAGAAUGGACCCCGCUUCUCCGACAGCUAAACCUUCACAACCACUUCGCUACCUCUCCCGGACUGGCAUGGUGAUGGUCCAGCACUCAGCCCGGUGGCAAGAGCCCAGACCGGGAUGUCCUGGAGAAGCUACUGAGUCGAGGGUCCCUGUGGGUGUGCCUCCACUCCCCCUGCUUUGGAGGGCGUUUGGGAUCAGGAAGGAGACACCCUCUCGCCCCCGCCCCCCAUACUUCACCAUCUUAGUUGGGGCCAGCAUGGCCUCCAGAGGUACCCUGCCCAGAUGCCACUGUUGUGCUACUGAUUCCUUUUCUAAGGUGACCCACAGCUUUGUGGAGCAGCUGGCACAGCCUCUGGAGAUGGCCUGCCCUGAUGCCACUGCUGUGCUGCUUGCGGUUCUGAGGUGACACACGGCUCUGCGGGGCAGCUGGCAUGGCCCGUGGCAACAGCCUGCCUAGAUGCCACUGUUCUAGCUUCCCUGCUGAGGUGACGCAGGGCAGCUGUUCAGACCGACAGGCUGCCGGGAGCCCUUGGCGGCUGCUAAUGUGAAACGCUCCAAGCUAUCUGCUUCCUUCCCCUUCGCCACCAUCUGUUGCCAUGCCCCACCUGCCUUGUGUGUUCCACGCUGCCUCGUCUUCCAGCUGGGCAACUGAUUGCCAUGUGCUCUGGUGACCUUUGUCUCAGAGGAAAGGGAGGGUGACUGCGUGGGUCCUCCCACGACAAGUGGAAGGUGGGCAUUGGCCGCUGUGGAAGCAGGGCAGGUGGGUACUGCUGUCCCUUGGAAGAGCCUCGGGCAGCUGCUGGCCAGACAGGCAGAUGUGGCCUCCUGGAAGCCAAAGGCCAGCACCGUAGUGGCACUGAGGAGUCGCCCCCCCUUCCCCGACACACACACCCCGGAGUCAUCUGUGUGCUACUGCAAAGGGCCUGAGCAGGCAGGAGACGGGGGAAGGGAGCCAGCCAGAUGUGGCCAAGAGGGCACCUCACAGUGCAGGUAACCUCGCCAACUGCUGGCCAGCACCAGAAAGGACCUAGACCUGGACCACGGUGUCAGGAUUCCACAGAUGCCAAAAUCUUUCCUUCCAAAGGGCUCUUCAAGGUGUGGGGGCCUCUGGGCAACCCUGUCCCUCUGCAUGGCUCCCCUGUAGCCAGAGUCUCGCGUGUCUGACCUGGAGUUGGCAGGGUCCCAGUCCCCUCAUGUCAGGGAU